Messenger RNA from Arabidopsis lyrata subsp. lyrata, 501 nucleotides. RefSeq lists its product as uncharacterized. The transcript has a single exon. NCBI's taxonomy places the organism in Eukaryota, Viridiplantae, Streptophyta, Magnoliopsida, Brassicales, Brassicaceae. The coding region runs from base 199 to 423 and encodes 74 amino acids. The record is from RefSeq and is a predicted model, not a curated record.
AGCUGGACCUAAAACUAUACUAUCUUGAAAAAAUAAAAUAAAAAACAAGAUAGCAUAAAUAAAUGAAAAAAAAGAAAAUAUCUCAUUAGAGCCAAAGUUGCAUCAGACUUGCAAACUUCUUCAGGGAUCUUCUUCAGGGAUCUCGAAGCAUUCUUCUUAAUCCCAAAGAGAAAGAAACCCAAAAAACAAGUUACAAAAAUGGAGAAAAAGAAUAUGUUCGUGCUGUGUAUGAUCUUGUUAUUGGUGGGCUCGUCGUUGAUGUUUGAGAGAGUUGAUUGCAGAGUAGUACGAUCGGAGCCGUUCAGAGUUAUCAACGGCCAUGAUCAAUCGACGGCGACCAAGGUGAAGAGAAGCUCGUGCAGUCGACGUCCUUUGAUGAGGAUCUUAGCGUCAGGACCGGGCAGAAGAGGACGUGGUCACUGAUCAACAACUACCACUUCUCCCGACGUGUGUGUUUUGUCUUUUGUUUUUUUUGGAUUAUUUAAAUAUGUGAAUCGAAUG